AUUAAACUUUUUGAAUGCAUUUUGCAGUAAUGACCAGCAGGUGACGCUUUAGAGUAGAUAUUUUGAAACGUUAGGCACCAGAUUGAUCUUCACUUCGAAAUUCGAACUCUGGUGUUGCAACAAUACAGUUCCCCAAGCAAUCGCUACGCUACUUCGGAGCCAUUUCUUCUUAUAGCAAGCGGACGGUAAAUAACGUUAAUUUGACAUUUUAUGGACUAGAUGCGAUAUUCAGCAGCUUUGAAUUUACCUAACCUUAAUUUAUACCAAAUAAAUAAGCUAUAAUAUGUUUUUUCAACAGUAGCUUACUGUAAACUUAAGCUGACAGUUCUUUUAUAUAUUAUGCUAUGAAUUAAUAAUGUCAUCUCCCAUAAUGAAAAAAAUUAACAUGAACACAUGUUUUUGCAACUGCAGUAGGCUGACUGUUAUGCAUUAUAAUAAUGUUAUUACAUUAUAGUCCAGUACUCACUUAUGAAGUGUUGAUCCAUGUUCCCAGAUAGAUAUGUCUGCCCUUGCCUCCUUAUUGUCAAUUAUUCUGUAAAAUUGCUACAACAAUGAAGGGAAUGUAACCCAAAGGCUUAUCAUCAUACUAUUUUUCAUCAUACUUCUCUCUGUUUUGACUACUGACAGGUGUCAGUUAUGCGGUACUGCAGCACACGUGGCGGUGUUCAGGGUUGGGACUUUCAGGAUGUUUUGUUCUCGGGAUAUGCUCCAGACGGGGGGAUGUUCAUGCCUGAGACCCUCCCCACCCUGAGCCCUGAUACCCUGAGGUCCUGGAGCUCCCUGUCCUACCCCCAGCUAGUGACGGAGGUCUGCUCCCAGUUCAUACCUACAGAGCUGAUCCCUCGAGCAGACCUGGAGGGUGAGACCUGGAGGGUUUGGGUAGCUGAGUGACACGUUGAUGGACUGAUUGAUGGUUCGAAAAUAUGGUACAGUUAGGUGUAAAGUGAAGAGGGUUUGGCACAUGUGGGUCUUUUCACAUCCGGGUGUAUAUCAAAAUGAAGCAACUCAGUUCAUGUCCCUUCCUCAUCCCUUCUCCUUCACUCUCACUCUUUUGUGUGAUCCUUCUGCCCAUUUCACUCUCUCAAUCUCACUCAAUCUCACUCUUUCACACCCCUCUCUUCUCUCUCUCUCCCAUCCCUCUCCUGUCUCUCUCUCUCCAUCCCUUCCCCCAGGCCUGGUGUGUGCGGCCCUGUCUGGGUUCUCCGUGCCGGGGGUGGUGAGCCUGGCCAGGAUGAAGGGGGGGCUGUGUGUGCUGGAACUCUUCCACGGUGAGACCCUGGCCUUCAAGGACCUGGCCAUGACCUUGCACCGUGCGCUUCCUCGACUACUUCCUGCGCAAGGAAAGCCGCCGCGCCAUUGUAGUCGUGGGUGAGAAGGGGCACUUGGGGCAUCAUUUGGUGUGUUUACAUGUUUAGUUACAUGCUAGGUCUAUUAUGUUUAUGUACAGUAUAUUCAAUCUUACGUGUCUUAAUAAUGUCCUCCUAUCCUCUUCCCUCUCCCACGCUGCGGCCUACCUUCCCAGGCACGUCCGGGGACACAGGUGGUUCAGCCAUCCAAAGUGCGAGAGGCCUUAGUGGGGUAGACGUUGUAGUGGUGUACCCCCGGGGCCGCAUAACCGCUGUGCAGGAGAAACAGAUGAUCACCUGCCUGGAGGACAACAUCCAUGUGUUUGCAGGUUAGAGAGAUGGCCAGAUAGUAUGAGAGGGCAAUAGUCUAAAGUGGCUUCCUUUCCUUGCCCCUUCUUUGAUAGUGAGAGAUGAUGGCAAUAUGAUGGAAAUGUCCAAGCCAUAUCAUGGGAAAAUAUAGGAGUUUUAGCCUUCAAUAAUAAUGAUCUUACCUUAACCUGUGAUAAGAUGGUAUCACCUCCCGAGUGGCGCAGUGGUCUAAGGCACUGCAUCGCAGUGCUAGCUGUGCCACUAGACAUCCUGGUUUGAAUCCAGGCUCUGUCGUAGCCGGCCGCGACCGGGAGACCAAUUGGCCCAGCGUCGUCCAGGGUAGGGGAGGGAAUGGCCGGCAGGGAUGUAGCUCAGUUGGUAGAGCAUGGCGUUUGCAAUGCCAGGGUUGUGGGUUUGAUUCCCACGGGGGGCCAGUAUGAAAAAAAUAAUGUAUGCACUCACUAACUGUAAGUCGCUCUGGAUAAGAGUGUCUGCUAAAUUACUAAAAUGUAAAUGUAUCAUUGGUAUGAUAACACGAUUCUCAUCUUUCUCCCCUGCACUUAUAGCGGAUGGCAGUUCUGAUGACAUCGACGUGCCCAUCCGUCGACUGUUUUCAGACCAGGAGCUGGUGAAACAACACAGCCUGAUGAGUCUCAACUCAGUCAACUGGUCUCGUGUCAUGGUGCAGCUGGCACACUUCCUUUAUGCCUACCUGCAUGUGAGCGGGCUGGAGCAGGCAGAGACGGGGGCACCCCUACCCAUCUUGGAGAUGGUAGUGCCCACAGGGGGGGCGGGGAAUAUCGCCGGUGAGAAAUAUUACCAUGCCACAGUGUUUCUACAACUUUUUCCCAUUAGUGCCCCUUUUUUUAUAUAUAUUUUUUAUUAGAAAUAUAUUGAUAUUUCUUCAAUAUUUUUUUGCUCAAAGAGGAAAAUAAACUAAGCCGUUUGAGAGUAUUGGAACAUAGCUCAUGUUUUUCUCUGUUUUUCCUUUUUUCUCUCCUCUCUUCAUUCUUUGUCCGUCUCUCUGUUCCCUCUCUCAGCCGGCUGCAUUGUGAAGCAGAUGGGGAUACCGCUGUGCCUCGUUGCCAUGACGAACGCUAAUGACAUAGUGCACAGGACGGUGCAGACCGGUGACUUUUCCAUGGCAACCAAUGUCACGCAGACCAUGGCCCCGGCUAUAGACAUUCAGGUGCGCGAUGGCUCGCCACUUUGUUUAAGGUUUAAGAAGUGUGUGUGUGUACUGUGGCUAACACUGUGCUCUCACCCCAGGACCCCUAUAACAUGGAGCGUGUGUUCUGGCUGCUGUCUGGUAGAGAUGGAGCACUGGUAAAGGGCAUGAUGGAGGAGUUUCAGCACUCUCACAGACACACUCUGCCUGAAGCUCUCCACAAACAGGUCAGACGCAUGAAUACAUAAUUGACAUGUUCUUGUAGAAAGAUAAGUGCCCAGUACCGUUGGUUGUUUAAUGUUUUCUCUCAAAUCACCACACACCACAUAUCCUUAUCCCCCCUCCUCUUGACAUCUCAGUCAACUAGACAGGUCCUACAGGCCUUAGUUUUGUCGCACCUGGACUACUGCCCAGUUGUGUGGUCAGGUGCGGCAAAGAACGACAUAGGCAAAUUGAAGUUGGUCCAGAACAGAGCAGCACGUAUUGCACUUAGAUGUACACGGAGGGCGAAUGUCAAUAACAUCCAUGUCAAUUUCUCCUUGCUGAAAGUUGAGGAGAGAUUGACUGCAUCACUAUUGGUCUUUGUGCCAGGUGUUGAUGUGUUGAAGGUACCGAACUGUCUGUUCUGUGACAUGAUGAGGUUGGACCCAGGAGCAGAGAAUAGACCAAACGAGGAAUCAGUGGUAAAAGUAAACAUAAAUACUUUACUGAGCAUAGGGAACAGCAGGAUUACAGUAACGCUGAGAAAACAACAAACACUAGGACUAGAGAACAUACUCAGGAGGCAAACACACAUGACAAACGAAUCAAGCUACUGCAAAGGGAAACAGAAAACCCACCUCUCUUAAAGGGGAACUCAUAAUUAGAAAAUAGAAAAUACCUGAGUGUCAUAAUAGUCUCUAGGAUGGUCUCUGUCACCCUCUGGUGACAGGUAGAACCAUGACAGUACCCCCCCUUCUAGAAGCCGCUCCAGCCGCGGAGCCAGGGCGACCACCACAGAGUUGGGGGGGGGCAAACCCGAACUGACACUCAAACGGUGACAGUCCAGUGGAUGAGUUCGGCAGUGUGUUGUGAGUAUACUCCGCCCAGACGAGGAACUUGCUCCAGUUGACGACCUGAGAAGAGACAAAACAGCGGAGGAACUUUUCCAGCUCCUGGUUGACCCGCUCAGUCUGCACAUUCGACUGUGGGUGGAACCCGAGGAGAGACUCACUGACGCCCCCAACAGGGUGCAGAAAGCUUUCCAAUACUGCGCCACGAACUGGGGCCCACAAUCCGAGACAAUGUCCUGGGGAAGUCUGUGUAUUCGAAAGACAUCAAGAGAUUAGUAAUCAAGAGAUUAGCGGUCUCCCUCGCUGAGGGCAACUUGGGCAAAGCAAUGAAAUGGGCUGCUUUGGAGAACCGAUCUACGACCACCAGUAUAGUGGUCAGCCCUUGGGAAGGAGGUAACCAUGUGAUAAAGUCUACAGACAGGUGGGACCAGGGCCGGCUGGGGAUGGGCAGAGGUUGGAGCAAUCCAGCCAGUCGUGAAGAUUUACUUUGGGCACAGGUGGAGCAGGCCGUCACGAAGGACCUCACAUCCUCAGUCAUGUUGGGCCACCAGUCAUGUUGGGCCACCCGUCGUACCGCUCGGGGGCAGGGAUCUUGGGUUCCCGGUGCAGGUUCCCUGGAGGAACUAUGGCGACACCUGUAGUACUGGGCGAUGAGACUUGGCCAUUGGCUCCUCCUGGGUUGGGGUUGGGCCGUGGUAGGAGGGAAUCGGUAUGUGCCCGAAGGGUCUCAGAUAUCAAAAUCAAAUCAAAUCAAAUCAAAUCAAAUUUUAUUGGUCACAUGCGCCGAAUACAACAGGUGCAGACAUUACAGUGAAAUGCUUACUUACAGCCCUUAACCAACAGUGCAUUUAUUUUAAACAAAAAAGUAAGAAUAAAACAACAACAAAAAAGUGUUGAGAAAAAAAGAGCAGAAGUAAAAAAUAAAGUGACAGUAGGGAGGCUAUAUAUACAAUAGAAUAAAGUGACAGUAGGGAGGCUAUAUAUACAGGGGGGUACCGUUGCAUAGUCAAUGUGCGGGGGCACCGGCUAGUUGAGGUAGUUGAGGUAAUAUGUACAUGUGGGUAGAGUUAAAGUGACUAUGCAUAAAUACUUAACAGAGUAGCAGCAGCGUAAAAAGGAUGGGGUGGGGGGGCAGUGCAAAUAGUCCGGGUAGCCAUGAUUAGCUGUUCAGGAGUCUUAUGGCUUGGGGGUAGAAGCUGUUGAGAAGUCUUUUGGACCUAGACUUGGCACUCCGGUACCGCUUGCCGUGCGGUAGCAGAGAGAACAGUCUAUGACUAGGGUGACUGGAGUCUUUGACAAUUUUGAGGGCCUUCCUCUGACACCGCCUGGUAUAGAGGUCCUGGAUGGCAGGGAGCUUUGCCCCAGUGAUGUACUGGGCCGUACGCACUACCCUCUGUAGUGCCUUGCGGUCAGAGGCCAAGCAGUUGCCAUACCAGGCGGUGAUGCAACCAGUCAGGAUGCUCUCGAUGGUGCAGCUGUAGAAUUUUUUGAGGAUCUGAGGACCCAUGCCAAAUCUUUUUAGUCUCCUGAGGGGGAAUAGGCUUUGUCGUGCCCUCUUCAUUUGGGAGGUUGUUCUUGCUGCCGUCCCAACAGUGCUCCUUGGUGGGUUAUAACAUUCUUGAUGAGGGUGAUCUCUGCUGGGUCCAUGUUGGGGGCAGUAGCUUGCUGUGACAUGAUGAGAUUGGACCCAGGAGCAGAGAAUAAACCAAACAAGGAAUCAGUGGUAAAAGUAAACACUUUACUGAGAAUAGGUAACAGCAGGAUUACAGUAACGCUGAGAAAACAACAAACACUAGGACUAGAGAACUUACUCAGGAGGCAAACACACAUGACAAACGAAUCAAGCUACUGCAAAGGGAAACAGAAAACCCACUUCUCUUAAUGCGGAACACAUAAUUAGAAAAUAGAAAACAUUUUAGUGUUAUAAUGGUCUCUAGGAUGGUCUCUGUCACCCUCUGGUGACAGGUGGAACCAUGACAUGUUCAAGCAGUUGGCACACAGUUCGGACACUCAUCGGUACCACACAAGAUAUGUAACCAGAGGUCUCUUCACAGUCCCCAGGUCCAGAACAGACGCUGGGAAACGCACAGUAUUAAAUAGGGCCAUGACUACAUGGAACUCUCUGCCACCCCAGGUAACUCAAGCUAGCAAUAAAAUCUGGGGAAAAAACGGAUAAAAGAACACCUUACGGCACGACGGGGACUGUGAAGUGAAACACAGACAUUUAUGUAUUUUGUAUUGUAUUUUGCGUUGAUAUGUGAUGCGUGGUUGUCUCGCCUGGCUAUCUUGAGAUGAAUGCACUAGCUGUGGGUUGCUCUGGAUGGGAACAUCUGCUAAAUGACUAAAUUGGGAUGUAAAUGUAGUGCUGAGUGUACAAAACAUUAAGAACACCUGCUCUUUCCAUGACAUAGACUGACCAGGUGAAUCCAGGUGAAAGCUAUGAUCCCUUAUUGACGUUACUUGUUAAAUCCACUUCAAUCAGUGUAGAUGAAGGGGAGGAGACAGGUUAAGGAAGGAUUUUUAAGCCUUGAGACAAUUGACACAUUCAUUGUGUAUGUGUGCCAUUCAGAGGGUGAAUGGGCAAGACAAAAUAUUUAAGUGCCUUUGAACGGGGAAUGGUAGUCAAUAACUGCAACGCUGCUGGGUUUUUCACGCUCAACAGUUUCCCGUGUGUAUCAAGAAUGGUCCACCACCCAAAGGACAUCCAGCCAGCUUGACACAACUGUGGGAAGCAUUGGAGUCAACAUGGGCCAGCAUCCCUGUGGAACGCUUUUGACACCUUCCCCGAUGAAUUGAGGCUGUUCUGACGGCAAAAGGAGGGUGGGGGGUGUAACUCAAUAUUAGGAAGGUGUUUUUAAUGUUUUGUACACUAAAAUACAUAUUAUACAGUGGAUAAUAUGUAUUUUAUAUGUUGUUGUGAUAUUUGUUUGGACCGCAGGAAGAGUAGCCGCUGCCUCGGCAGCAGCUAAUUGGGGAUCCUAAUAAAUACUACUAAUACUACUCCUCCCCUCCUCUCUCUGUCUCCAGUUGUCUCAGGUCCUCACAGCAGGUGCAGUAAGCGAUGAGGGGAUAGUGGAGACCAUGCAGAGAUGCUGGAAGGAGAACCAGUAUCUACUAUGUCCCCACACUGCAGUGGCUGUGUGGCAUCACUACAACUGUCCCCCCACUGCAGGGGUCAACAGGUAAGAGACACAGACACACACACACACACACACUUUUAGUAUUUUACAGAAUAAACACAUUUCUUAGUUGCAGGUUCAAUAAUUUACAUAAUGCAUCAUGGCUGCAUACCGAAUACCGCUGGCUAGCUCACAAUUUUACACCCAUUCCCCUGUCUAGGUGUUGCAUAGCAACAGCCUCUCCAGCCAAGUUCCAGGCGGCGGUGCAGAAGGCGGGGCUGACCCUUGAUCUCCCUGAGGCAUUGCGGGCCCUGGACAAGAUGUCCACUCGCUACCUGGCCCUGGAGCGGGGCCAGGACUGGGACAAGGACUGGGAGGGCAGGCUGAAGCAACACAUCCAGGCUAUAGGCUCAGCCAGGCAACGUGGAGUGGCCUACUACUCAACUGUGGAGUGUAACUAGUUAUUUAAGAAAUGAGGCUUAUGGAUGCGCAGUGAUAACUCAGAUGGAACUGUUAACAGGCAUUUGCCAUGUAUUAUCAGAAAUAACUAACAUUUAUUAACCAAUCAGAUUGUUUUAUAAAGUGGAUAAUAGGCCACUUACUGCUAAUACCAGCAAUAAUAUGCCCACAGUUAGAUUUGUUAUUUACUGUCUUGAAGAGAGCAGUUUUAUAUGAUCAUAUAUUGUUACAAUAAAAGAAGAUUGUUUAUUGUAUACAUUUGAUCAGAAUUCAGAUCAAAUGGUGUAAUUGUCAAAUGGUGUGUUUUGCAAUCGAACCUCUGGACAGUUUAUUGCCUGACCAUAAAUGUUGACAAUAAAAGUUGCAGAGGCAAUCAUGUGUGCAGGAGUAAUUACAGUAUAUGAUUAGAACUGAGCUAUGAUUCGGUUUUUAUUCCCAUCACUACAUGUAAGAGAGACAGUGUCGUGGUGUGCACGAUGCCUGUCAAUAUUGCCUUAAGAAAUUGCCUGUGUACCAUAGGCUUUAGCAUUCAAUUCAGAAGACUUAGGGCCAUAGGUUUAUAUGGGUCACAUGGGUUUCUCUCACAAUUGAUUAACAAGCUGUUGGUUUGUAUUGUACAUCUAUGGAUAAGACAUUUUACAGCCAGCACCCCUGACCUAUUGUACUCUCAGGCAGCUGAGAGGGACUUUGGUCUCAUAAAGAUGAUGUCAGAGGUUGUAUGACUCAGCUCUGUUCCUGCUCUGUUUACGCAUCGUAAGGUAAGACACAUAUACAGUACACACAUAAACACAAAAACUCAUCCAUAAUGUUUACAUAUUUCAGCAGCAUCUCGUGGUGAGUUUUAGUGUGUGUGUGUGUGUUUUGGUAUUGGAAAUACUUGAGACCCGAGUUGACUUUAAACAUGCAACAGUGACUAACUAGACAGUUAUGUUUUUGUACAGUAAGCUUUAUUUGUCUCAGAGCACAAGCCAUUACACAAGCAGUUACAAGCAAAAACUCAGAUUUUACGUCUAUAUCUAUCUGCUAUAGAAAAUGUAUGUACAUACUGCAGGUAUGCCUCUGACAUUGAAAGAUGUUACAGAUUUCUUUACACUGUCCUUCAACUCAGGACUGUCCCUGAAAACCCCUAGAGGCUGUUUUAUUGGUGGACUCUGUGGGGAGGGGUGUGGCUAAUCAUGUGCAGUAGCUUCAUCAGCAGAUCGUUGUCAUGGCUACUGCUCUCUGAUUGGCUUAUGUAUUCGGCAGCUUCGUCCUCAAAACAGGAUUGGUCAAUACUACAACCCUCUAAAAGAGAAAAGGUACAAAUAGACAAUCUGUCACACAACUGUAACCUACAAUAUCAAACUGAAUCCAGGUGAACUCACAAGCAAUACAGUUAAUUUGUACAGUUUUACCAUUGACUUUGGCCAAUGGCUAUACAACACCACAUUUAUUCCUGAACUCUUAAUAAGUGAUCUUGGAACAAAUAGUUAGCUAGCUGACAAUAAGAAUGUAUUCAAUACCACAAGAGCUUGGCACAUGCUAUUAACAAUUAAAUGGUCUAUUGAAAUUGCCACAACGAGCAAUAAAUAGAAAAACAAACCCUACUGCAUGCAAGGCUUUUUGCUAUUUUGCAGAAUCAUUCAGUAUGGAUAGAAACAGUUGCUAUACAGGAACACAGGAGAGUAGUCUUGGUCUUACCCACGUCACAGCAAAUCCCUGGCGCAGCACAACGUCGCUCUUCAGAGCCACACAAUCUUCCUCCGGCCUCACAGGGAGAGGGCAGGUAGUUCUCCUCCACACAACCAGCUGCCUCUGGGGAGCCCACGUAGCAGCCCAUCCCCUCCCCACAGCAGAUACUGGGGCCAAAGCAGCGGCCCCUGUCCCCGGGGCCACACGACAUGCACUGGAAAGAUAAUAGGAAACAUAAAGUUACAUUGUUUUUAUAGAUAAAAGUGAUUUACUUAUAGAAAAGGGAAGUGGUUUUAAGCUUUGUGGUUAACAAAAAACCCAGUAAAAUACAAUAUACAAUAUUGACAUACAAUAACCUUUGACUUAAAUGUGCAAUCCCAACCCUUCGAAGCUAAGAGGCAAGCCUCUAUGGCAGGCAGCCACCAAUCUAACUCUAUAACAGACACACAGUUACAAUAAACAGUAACAAAGUGGAACUGCUGAGAAUGACUGGGUACCUUUCUGGAUGGGAAGUCUAGUGCUGAUCUCUUGCCUCCUAUGGGGCAGUUGGAGAUGUAGCAGGCAGUGCACACAGAUAGCAGGAACAGCAGACAGAGGGCGGACACUGGGGCGCCAGACAUUGCCACUGAGAAAGAAUAAAAAAAAUAGAUUUAAGUUUGUCAAAAGUGGAUGCGUCUCGUCUCAGGAUAGAUAUAAGAUAGUAAGAUGAAUCAUAGUCUAUUUUUGCAAUAGUUUUUGCAAACGUCUGUUACAAAAACAUUUCCUGCAAUUAUGUUUUUAAAGAUAAAAUCGAUUUAAAAGAUUGUCAGAGAAAAUACAUACCGUUUGAGACACAAAAUGACACACUCACUGUGUUGAAGUUGAGGCUUUGGUGAUGAUGAUCUGCAAAUUUGUCGAUGGUUGAUCGUCUUUGUUUAUGGUCCUUGCCAUGAAAAGGUACCUUUUAUACCUCUUGCUCUUUCUCUUAGGCUGUGACAGGGCCUCAAAACCACCAAUUAAGUCCAAUCAAGCCAUUAUUACACUGGUAUUAAUUACGUGACCUGAUUAGUAGAGGGGAAUGGACAUUGAGAUGGACAAGAAAAGGGCAUAUCAGACGUGACCAUGCAUAAGAGGUAUGGAUGGUCUGGUUAGUCUUACUGUGUCCUCAAACACUGAUAUGAGUUCAUCUUUCCAUAGUUCUACGCUACAUUCUUAAAAAUGUUUUUUUUUUAGUCAUUUUAGCAGACACUCUUAUCCAGAGCAACUUACAGUUAGUGAGUGCAUACAUUUUCAUACUGGUCCCCCGUGGGAAUCGAACCCACAACCCUGGCGUUGCAAGCGCCAUGCUCUACCAACUGAGCUACACAGGACUGUAUGAACAACAAUGGUAGGAGGGAGGGGGGAUGGAAAGGGUAAGACAGGAGCUAUUACUUCAGAGCUGUUUGUGUGUGUGUGUGUGUGUGUGUGUGUGUGUGUAUGUGUUUGUGUGUGAGAGAGAGAGAGAGAGAGAGAGAGAGAGAGAGAGAGAGAGAGAGAGAGAGAGAGAGAGAGAGAGAGAGAGAGGGAGAGAGACUUGUUUGAGUCUCUGUGUGUGUAUGACUUAACUCGGCCUGUAUAGGCUAUGUAACAACUAAUAGGAAAAAAUAACUUUUGAUAAAUAAAUGACUCAAGGGAUGACUAAAAUGUUUUCAUUGUCCUCAGAGGGUAAUGCAUUAAUAAUAAGAGCACAGUUGACCUUGACCUCAUCAUGUUAAUCAUGUAUUUCUCAUUAUGUUUUAACCUGAACAGAUCCUAUGAAUUUAACUCAAGUCAUUAUCUGGACAGUGUUAUUUCCACCCCAACUUAAUUUUUCGAAUUACACUAAUUAUUACUCAGUCCAUCUAAUGGAAAAACGUAAAUUGAACGUCAUAGGCCUACAUGAUAAUGCUGAAGAAUGGACAUUGAGAAAGGCACAUUUUGAAGGCCCUAGUGGCCAUAUUCUAAUGCAUCUAAUAAUAAUUAUAAUAAUAAUAAUAAUAGCUCAUAUCUUACUUAUAUUUUUGAAAAAAUAUGCUACAGACCAUGAAGAACUAUUAAUUAAUGAAUUAAAAUGUAACACAUUCAUCAAUUUGUAAAAUAUUACAAUGUAUCCGUGUAUAAAAUAGCUUUGAUGAAAGGGUACACCACAGUUGAGAUUUGGCGUGUCAAAAAUAGAUUUGAUUUCUGACAACCGACAGAGAACCAUGCUCCUCCCCGGUUGACUGUCGACUCCACCUGCCCACUAGUGAUAGGCAUUCCGAGUCUUUUCGGUGAGCCGGCUCAUUUGGCUUCGUUCUUUUAUAAGAGCCGGCUCAUUUCGCUACCAAACGGCUCUUCGUGUAAAAUGCUUAAAGAUGGACCUAGAACCAUGAAAACAAAUUGCAAAUCUCCAAUGUAAAGCCAAAAGGGUAGGCUACCAGUAUGACAGCUCGUGAAAUGCGCGUUCAAAUACAUUUUUAUCUGGCCAAUUUACUAAAUGGCCUCAGUGGUUUAGUGGAGGGUAUACGCAGGUAUAUGCCAUAUACCAACGUAUUUCUUAAUCCCCACUGAUACAUACCAAUUUAGUGUAGUGGAGGUAUACGCCGUUUCAAUUAAUAAGGCUGAUGGAACAGAUCAGAAUGUUUAGCUUAGAAUGUUGAUAGGCUAUUAUUUCUUUACAUUUUAGGCGCAGCAAUGUACCGACGACGGCAGGUCUUCGCGUGAAUGUUCCGAAAUGCAAUUUGCGGAAAGAAGCCGUUCUAAAAUGUGCACCGCACAUGCGAGCGGUUACAUGGACAGAGAUGGAAAUAUCCGUUAGAAAUGUAGAAAGAGGGGGGAUUUGAAUAUGCAACAACUAUCAUGGGUUGCUAAUAUGACUAGGAUAAUGUAUUUGGCUGCUAGACCAUGAAAGAAAUUUGAAAGAAAAUCAAUAGGACAGGAGAAAGCAUAUGAGUAGGCCUAAAUCUUUAUAAAAAUAAUUGCCUCCACGUUUCUAUGGUGGGAUUUUGGCUAUAGGCUACUUUUAAGUAAGGUAGGACAUGCCUGAUAAUAUGAAGUAAAACGUCCAGGUUUCAAACAAUUAAGGAAUAGAAAAAUAUAGCAACGCUAAUGAUAGGCCUUUCCCAAAAUCCUUCUCUAUUAAAUGUUAACUACAGUAGCUACAAAGUAGGCUAUGCCUACCUGUCAGAAUAUCAUAGUUAUUUGUGUCAAUCCAGUAGCCAUUUAUUUAGCAAACUCCAACUCAUGCUACAGAAACACUGCUAACCAAACAACAGUGCAAGGUGACUGCGCACUUGAAUUAAAGGGUAACUACACUAAAAAAUCAAAACAAUUUAUAUUUUUUCCAGACCUCAAAAGUGGACUUAGAACAGUGUUUCCCAACCCUGGUCCUCGAGUACCCCCAACAGUACACAUUUUUGUUGUAGCCCUGGACAACCACACCUCAUUCAGCUCAUUGAAGGCUUGAUGAUUAGUUGACAAGUUGAAUCAGAUGUGCUUGUCCAGGGUUACAAUAAAACAUUGAACUGUUGGGGGUACUCCAGGACCAGGGUUGGGAAACACUGACUUAGAACAUAAAAGGGUGUUGUCUUUCUGUUCAAAAAGUGUGACUGUGAGAGUGAAAACCUGAAAAAAUGAGGAUAAACCUGUGUUUUUUUUUUUUUAUACAUUUAUCUGUUUCAAUGGUAGUCAUACUAUAAGCCUACUUGCACAGUACAGCUUGGGUUGGCCUGACUGUGAAAGACCAAUAUGGGAUUUAUCAUUUUAGGUCAUUCAGAGUGUAGGCUAUGUAGGUGCCUUUCCGUCGCCGGGCGCUGCGUUUGGAAAAAUUUGAGUAUACCUACUUCUCCAGGCACCACUAUACCACUGGAUGGCCUGUUUUUUUUUAGGCACUCAAAAGAUCAGCUUGUGGUAUCUGCAGUGAGGAUUCACCUUCUUUUUAUAAUAAUUUUGUAACUUAUCUGCAGAAAACGUUGUUUUGUGCUCAAAAAGCAGUAGUAGCAGUAUGCAAAUCACGGAGCCAAAUUAACGGAUCUUUCACCGAUUGUAUUCGGCUCCCGACGUUCACCAAAAAUAUCCGUUCAAAAAGAGCCGUUCGUUCGCGAAUGACCCAUCACUACAGCCCCGGGUGAGUCGGACAAACAUGGCGGCGGUUCGGUAGAUGAAGAGCGGACGACGAGCACUAUUUUAUUAAUGUCAACAGUCACGGAUAAACCAGAGGUCGAGAAGAACCGAAGAGAGUAUAGUGGAAAACGGAAACAUUGUAUCCGCGUAUUAUUCUGUUUCUUCCAAGAAAUGUCAAACAGGUUUGUGUGCAACAACAGUGAGCAGUAGAACGCUUCACUAACAGCGCAGCGGAGUGUUAUUUUGCUGGACAUCCUGAGCCUUGUUUGUAAUUUUAGUUGACUCCAGAGAAAUGUGUGGGAGGUAAGAUGUCAAUGGCAUUUGACAACGUGGUUCUAUUGUUGUUUUCGUCCAAGUUGGCUUAAUUCUAUUUCUCUCCUAUCGUGCAUGUGUGUCACUGUCAGCUGACACGUCGUUCCUGGCAGGUCGAUACUCGACUUGGGAGAUGGGGCAGUAAACUAAUGGAGAUAAGGAGAAAAGAGAAUGAAUACUCACAGGAGGAGUUAUUGUUGGACGACUGAUACAGGUGUUGUCACCCCUAGUUUCUAAUGACCAAAUGCAGUAUCAAUAUCAGUCUAUUGUCAUGGCCAUACAGUUCUCAUAUAUGGUUUCACAUUGUUUUGUGUGAUGCAUUUGAACAUAAUGCCAAAUUGUUAUAUGCCAAUAUUUUGUUGGCAUGAUAGUAAAUAAUAUAUAUACAUUUUUUAAAGUACUAGUCAUUGUUGGCUAUAACAUGUUUAUAACAUGUGAUGUCCGGCAUCCAGUGUUCUUUGUUAUUGUCUACUGUAAGCCCCAGGCUGACACUAGACCCCUCCCACAUGUGAUUCAUACAUGAUGUUGAACAUUACUAAUCGUCUCCCCCCUCAACCUCCCCUCCUCACCCCAUCUUUCCCCAUGGAUGGACUCCCCUCAUGCGAUGAGCUCUAAUGUUUUCCCCAUAGCCCAUUCUAGCCCUCUGUGUAUUCUUUGUUUCUGUAUGCAGUCCUAUGUCAGUGUACUCAAUAAACAUAGGUAAGUGUCAAGCAGGCAGGUUAGGCUACUGGUAACCAUGGACCAUCAGAAGAUACACUAUAUAUACAAAAGUAUGUGGACACCCCUUCAAAUUAGUGGAUUCAGCUUUUUCAGCCACAACUGUUGCUGACAGGUGUAUACAAUCGAGCACACAGCCAUGCAAUCUCCAUAGACAAACAUUGGCCUAGAAUGGCCUUACUGAAGAGCUCAGUGACUUUCAACGUGGCACCGUCAUAGGAUGCCACCUUUCCGACAAGUCAGUUCGUCAAAUUUCUGCCUUGCUAGAGCUUCCCUGGUCAACUGUAAGUGCUGUUAUUGUGAAGUGGUAACGUCUAGAAGCAACAACAGCUAAGCCGCAAAGUGGUAGGCCACCAAGCUCACAGAACGGGACCGGCGAGUGCUGAAGCGCGUAGUGUGUAAGAAAUCGUCUGUCCUCGGUUGCAAUACUCACUACUGAGUUCCAAACUGCCUCUGGAAGCAACGUCAGCACAAUAACUGUUCGUUGGGAGCUUCAUGAAAUGGGUUUCCAUGGCCGAGCAGCCGCACACAAGCCUAAAAUAACCAUGCGCAACGCCAAGCGUCAGCUAGAGUGGUGUAAAGCUCGCAACCAUUGGACUCUGGAGCAGUGGAAACGCGUUCUCAGGAGUGAUGAAUCACGCUUCACCAUCUGGCAGUCCGACGGACAAAUCUGGGUUUGGCGGAUGCCAGGAGAAUGAUACCUGCCCCAAAGCAUAGUGCCAACUGUAAAGUUUGGUGGAGGAGGAAUAAUGGUCUGGGGCUGUUUUUCAUUGUUCGGACUAGGCCUCUUAGUUCCAGUGAAUGGAAAUCUUAACGCUACAGCAUACAAUGACAUUCUAGACGAUUCUGUGCUCCCAACUUCGUGGUAACAGUUUGGGGAAGGCCCUUUCAUGUUUCAGCAUGACAAUGCCACUGUGCACAAAGCGAGGUCCAUACCAAAAUGGUUGAGAUCGGUGUGGAAGAACUUGACUGGCCUGCACAGAGCCCUGACCUCAACCCCAUCGAACACCGUUGGGAUGAAUUGGAACGCCGACUGCGAGCCAGGCAUAAUCGCCCAACAUCAAUGCCCGACUUCACUAAUGAUCUUGUGGCUGAAUGUGGAUCUAGUGGAAAGCCUUCCCAGAAGAGUGGAGGCUGUUAUAGCAGCAAAGGGGGGACCAACUCCAUUUUAAUGCCCAUGAUUUUGGAAUGAGAUGUUCGAGCAGGUGUCCACAUACUUUUGGUCAUGUAGUGUAGCUCGGCCUUCUCCUUUUCAACUUCUCUUUGUUGACAUAUCAAUUGAGGUGUACCCAUUACAAGAUAUACCCAAGCUGUUAUUACCUUAUGUGAGAACCGUAGCCUACUUAUCAAUAUCAUGCAGUGUAUUCAUAUUUAACCAAUCACAAUCUACCCAUUUUAAAGUCAUACAUUAUUUUAUCCAGCCUAGUAGUGAAGUUAAUCUAGGUCUUAUACAAUUUUUAUCUGAGGUUUCUCGUGAAUGUACAAAGGCAGUCUCAGUCUAGUCUAGACUUUGCAUUUUAUGCAUUGACUCGGUCCGGAUUGUUUGCAUAUCAGUGUUGCUGAUCGUUUUAACAAAGAGAAGUGUGUGUUAACCAUGACUGAUUACAUGUGGAAGUCUAUGUGUGUCUGUGUCUUUCUGUGUUGUUUGUGUGUGUGCGAGUGCUCUUGUGUGGAUUGCUCCAUGCACAUGAGGCAAAUGCAGACAUUCCAGGAGUGAGUGGAAUAGCACAGGCCCACAGCUGCUGUACAGAGCUAGAGCUGCUCUGUGCUGUUUGUCACUGAAGCUGUCUGACUUCCUAGGCCUGCAAUGACUAGACUAGCUACAAUGCACUCUGCAUAGCACAACUGUUACUGUAUACUGAGCUAGUCAAGGAUGAAAAUGACCUUACCCCUGUGAAAAGUUUGAGGCUUCUUACACCACAUUAAACUUUCUCUCUCAGGAUAUAAAUUAUAUUUUUGAAAUAACAUGUGAUAUAUAUAUAUACAUAUAUAUUGCAUUUCCUUCUGUGACUCAAGUUUAACACCAGGUCCCUAGCCUCAAGCAAAUGAAUCCCUUUGUCUCAAGACGGGUCAACUAAGUUGAGUGAACUCUAAAACUUGCUCUACAAGCUCUAACACAACAGCAUCCAGAUAACCAAUGCCUCUUUCUCUUCUCUGGUCCUCUCCCCAGGUAGCCCUUUUCCUUUUUCCCCUCCCGUCUCCCCCAUCCACCCUGCACUGAUGUCGUCAUCCCCUGCGUCUGCCCCCUCGACAACGUCCCCCUCCACCCUCCACCCUCCCUUGGCUCUGGACUCCCUCUCCAUGUCCUCUCUCCUGUCCAGGGACCUGGAGGACGGGGCGGGGGACGGAGGGGGGGAUGAAGGUGGCCUGGGUGACCUGGAGGUGAACCCGUACGAUGGCUUGCCCUUCUCGUCACGCUACUACUUGCUGCUGGAGGAGAGGAAGAAGCUUCCUGUGUGGAGCCUCAAGUACCGCCUGCUGGAGCACCUGGAGACACACAGCAUGGUCGUGGUCAGCGCCCCCAGUGGCACAGGAAAGAGCACACAGGUAAGACACAUGCAUAAUACAUACAAACAUGCAUGCACACACAGAUACAUGGGCACACAUGAGCACUGGUGGUGAAGAGCCCAGAGAGAGAGCAAUGGCUGGGAAGGUGGGGAAACAUGGCAAACAUACAGGUAGACACACUCACAUUCACACUCAAACACACAUUGGUAUAGGGACCCUCCAAAUUUACUCAAUAUUCAGACACUGAGUACAGGCAGACAGACCACUGUACAAACUUAAGCAAGUAAGCACACAGGCUAUCAUACUGUACCCACUCUUACUUUGUGUUCAUAUCAGUCUUUCACUCUGUCUCCCUCCCUCUCUUUGUCUCUAUCUCUGUCCCUCACCUUCUCCCUCCAAGGUGCCCCAGUGGUGUGUGGAGUAUGCCCUGUCCCAUGAGCUCUCCCAGGGCUUGGUGUGUUGUUCCCAGCCCUACGCUGUGGCUGCAGCGAGUCUGGCCCUCAGAGUGGCUGAUGAGAUGGACCUGAGUCUGGGCCUGGAGGUGGGCUACUGUGUCCCCCACGACGAUGGCUGUACCCCCGAUACGCUACUCAGGUGAGGAGGGAGGUAGACACACAGGUGUGCAUGAAGAUUGGGGCAUUUGUAUGUACACACACAUACACAUAGGUACAAGCUUGGGUACACACGCAUCACACUAUCUGACGGCACGGUCCUUACUUCCUCCUUAUCUUCUUCUAACUCAAAUCAAAUCAAAUGUAUUUAUAAAGCCCUUUUUACUUCAGAAACCCAGCCUAAAAUCCCAAACAGCAAUCAGAUGUAGAAGCACAGUGGUUUGUCUGACUGGUUUGUCCACCCUCCUUUCUGCUCUCUGUCUCCCCCUGAGGUUUAUACAAGUGCAAUACAAUCGGAUUAAAGGUGCAAUAUGCAUAAAUCGCUCCGCCAUUUCCUGGUUGCAAAAAUUCUAAUAGUUUGCCUAAUUUCAGUUUAUGUGACAAAACAAGUGUAGAGAGUCAUUGUACCAUCUAAACCGCUGUGAAAUAUUUUUUUAAUAACCAAAAAUAUUGUAUUUUCAGCUGUUUGAAGCUGGUGUACAAAAACGAAACUUAAAGCUGCAAUAUGUAACUUUUUGGGCGACAUGACCAAAUUCACAUAGAAAUAAAUGUGUGUUAUAGAUCUGUCAUUCUCAUUGAAAGCAGGUCUAAGAAGUGGUAGAUCUGUUCUAUGUGCGCUAUUUCUAUGCUUCCCAUUCUUAAAUUUCAUUUUUGCGUCUUUUACUUUCGGUUUUUGUACACCAGCUUCAAACAGCUGAAAAUACAAUAUUUUUGGUUAUGAAAAAUAUAUUUCACAGUGGUUUAGAUGGUACAAUGAUUCUCUACACAUGAGUUUCCCAAACUCGGUACUGGGGACCCCCCUGGGUGCCCAUUUUGGUUUUUGCCCUAGCACUACACAGCUGAUUUAAAUAUCAAACUCAUCAUCAUGCUUUGAUUAUUUGAAUCAGCUGUGUAGUGCUAGGGCAAAAACCAAAACUUGCACCCUGGGGAGGGCCCCAGGACCGAGUUUGGGAAACCGUGCUCUACACUAUACUUGCUUGUUUUGUCAUAUAAACUUCUGCAUAGAAGUGAUUUCUGCAUAGAGCGAUUUCUGCAUAGUGCAUCUUUAAGAUUGGGAAGCAUAGAAAUAGCACACAUAGAACAGAUCUACCACUUCUGUGUAAGAAUGAAAAUGUAAUGAGAAUGACAGAUCUAUAACUCGCAUUUCCAAAAAAAAAAAGUUCCAUAUUGCAGCUUUAAGGGGUGGGUUUGUUUCUCUCCAUGAUCUCUCUAUCCCCUCUCAUCCUCUCUCUCCCCCACCCUCUCUCAGGUUCGUCAGUGACUCUCUGCUCCUAGGAGAGAUGAUGUCGGACCCCCUGCUGCGUCAGUACGGGGUGCUGGUUGUGGACGAGGUGCAGGAGCGCACGGUGCCCACCGACGUCCUCCUGGGCCUGCUGCGGGACGUGUGCGGCCAGCGCCCCGACAACCUCCGCGUGGUCCUGCUCACCGACCCCUCCCUCGCCCCCAGCCUUGCAACCUUCCUGUGUGAAGGAGUUCCAUUUCUAACGCUGGAUGAGCCUGUCGGAGGUACACCCGACACAGAGAUGAGGAUGAGACCACUGGUUGUCGUGGAAACGGUGUACAGGGAUCCUGGAGGGAGGGAGUCGGCGGCGGCGGCGUGUCACAUGGUGUUGGAUCUCCACCGCAGGGGGGAGGAGGGGGAUGUAAUGGUCUUUCUCCCUAGCGCCCAGGUAGAUGCGCGCACACACACACACUACACACUAUACUAAAUAUAUACAGCUAAUCUCAUUAACUACUGGGGCUGUUUUUAGCCUUACAGAUCAGUAGACAGUAGAUGCCCAGUAGGCCUACUGCUGGUACAGAGAGAUGGCUCAGUGGGUUACGUUUGGUCGGGUUAGUUAGGGUAGUUAGGGCUAGUUAGGGUAGAUGGGGUUAGUUAGGGUUAGUCGGGUGCAUGCAACAGCAGAGUUGUGGUAUUACUUCCUGCACGAUGUAAGUCGUUUUGGAUAAAAGUGACUGCUAAAUGAACUUCCUUUCUAUAAUAAUAAUAAUAAUAUGCCAUUUAGCAGACGCUUUUAUCCAAAGCUACUUACAGUCAUGCUUGCAUACAUUUUUGUGUAUGGGUGGUCCCGGGGAUCGAACCCACUACCCUGGCGUUACAAGUGCCGUGCUCUACCAGCUGAGCUACAGAGGACCUAUCCCAUAUCUUCUUGUCUGUUUCUGAUAGAAGAAAGUCUAUCUGAAAAUCCCUAUUGAACUGAGUCUUAUUUCUUAAUGCUUUGUUGUGCUGUGUUUUGUAAUAUGCCAUCCUCUUCCUUGUCUGUUGUUGCCUCUCACGCUGGGGACAGAGAAACGGGGACACUGUAACCUUAGACUGCUGAAUGGCAUCAGUCUGUAUCAGGUGUCCUGGUUAAUGCAUCCAGAACACACACACACACACAGAUUGAUAGAUAAAUAGCCCCAUCAUAUUCACAUACACCUCUCACAUACACACUUCCACUAUGUCAACAUCACCACACCCUAGCUCCUCGCCUCAUUCCCGGCUAUGGAUUCAAAUCCGGAGGCAGACCUGGACUUAAGUACAGUAGUUGACACCAUGGCUGCAAAACACAGAGCUAGCUAGCCAGCCAGGAGAACUGAUCUGGUUAAGGCUCAUUAGAAGAGCCACAGUAAACAGAGUACUGUUUGCCAAGUCUCAACUCAGAUCAAACUAAACCAUGUGUUUAGGGAGAGGGAGAGAGGGCGAGAGAGAGGGGGUGAGACAUGAGAAAGGAGCAGGAGAAUGGGCACUCCUGCGUCGUCUUGGCUGUGUGCUUAGUGUCGUUGUCCUGUUGGAAGGUGAACCUUCGCCCUAGUCUGAGGUCCUGAGCGUUCUGGAGCAGGUUUUCAUCAAGGAUCUCUCUGUACUUUGCUCCGUUCAUCUUUCCCUCAAUCCUGACUAGUCUCCCAGUCCCUGCUGCUGAAAAACAUCCCCACAGUAUGAUGCUGCCACCACCAUGCUUCACCGUAGGGAUGGUGCCAGGUUUCCUCCAGACGUGGUGCUUGGCGUUCAGGCCAAAGAGUUUAAUCUUGGUUUCAUCAGACCAGAGAAUCUUGUUUCUCAUGGUCUGAGAGUCUUUAGGUGCCUUUUGGCAAACUCCAAGCGGGCUGUCAUGUGCCUUUUACUGAGGAGUGGCUUCCGUCUGGCCACUCUACCAUAAAGGCCUGAUUGGUGGAGUGCUGCAGAGAUGGUUGUCCUUCUGGAAGCUCUGUCAGAGUGACCAUCGGGUUCUUGGUCACCUCCCUGACCAAAGCCCUUCUCCCCUGAUUGCUCAGUUUGGCUGGACGGCCAGCUCUAGGAAGAGUCUAGGUGGUUCCAAACUUCUUCCAUUUAAGAAUGAUGGAGGCCACUGUGUUCUUGGGGACCUUCAAUGCUGCAGACAUUCUUUGGUACCCUUCCCCAGAUCUGUGCCUUGACACAAUCCUGUCUUGGAGCUCUACGGACAAUUGCCUUGGUUUUUGCUCUGACAUGCAAUGUCAACUGUGGGACCUUAUAUAGACAGAUGUGUGCCUUUCCAAAUCAGGUCCAAUCAAUAGAAUUUACCACAGGUGGACUCCAAUCAAGUUGUAGAAAAAUCUCAAGGAUUAUCAAUGGAAACAGGAUGCACCUGAGCUCAAUUUCGAGUCUCAUAGCAAAGGGUCUGAAUACUUAUGAAAUAAGGUAUUUCUGUUUUUUAUUUUUAAUACAUUUGCAAAAAUGUCUAAAAACCUGUUUUGUGUGUAGAUUGAUGAGGGGAUAAAAAAAUACAUCAAUUUUAGAAUGAGGCUGUAAUAUAACAAAAUGUGGGAAAAGGGAAGGAGACUGAAUAUUUUCCGAAUGCACUGUAUAAUACCAACCAUCUCUCGCUCUGUUUCUCAGGAGAUAGACGAGUGUGGCUUUCUGCUGGAGAAGGAGUCUGUGGCCCUGAGUCCUCAGCUUGGGCCCCUCAGAGUUCUACACCUCCAUACAGGCCUUGGAGGGGCCACCCAGCGCAUCUACGAACCUGAGCCAGAGGGGCCUUCUGGUGACACGGAGGGGUCUGAAGGACUGGAAGGGCCAGGGAUAGGGUUGGGAAUGGGAGUGAGGCGCAGGGUCAUCCUCACAGACACCCUGGGGGAGGCCUCCUUCUCUCUAUCUGGAGUGCGCUACGUCAUAGACACAGGCAUGCAACUUAAGACAGUGAGUACUCAAUUAUCAGAGGUGGGAGGGAGAAGGAGUGUGUGUUGCACUAUCCGACACAGUGGGCUCAUCUCCAUUGUCAAAUGUGGCAAUGCUACAAUGCCGCAUAACCUCAACAAACUAUUGAGGUGUACCGAGUCCCAGUGCCAUGCAUAACCUCCCACUCUUUCUGCCUCCGUGUCAUAGGUUUACAACCCUCAAAUCAGAGCGGACUCACAGGUCAUGUGUCCAAUCAGCCGGCACCAGGCAGACAUGCGGACGCAGAGGGUAAACAGUGACCUACCAGGUAUGUUAGGGUCAAUCAAUCUGUUUUAAGAAAUCAUCAUGGACUGUGGUGUUUUUCUAAUUUAAGAGAAGGGACAUACAUAGCUGUUACAGGCCAACUAUCCUCUCUCCAUGUAUUCUUCUGACCCCUCUCCUGUCCCUCCAGGUCUGUGUUUCCGUCUGUACCCCCAGGCUCUGUAUGCGGAGGGCAUGGAAGAGGCCCGCAGCCCGGGGGUGAUGGAGGAGAACCUCAGCCACCUGGUGCUGCUGCUCAAGAGGCUGGACAUCGCUGACAUGGGCCAGUGCAAGUUCCUGGACAGGCCUGGUAAGGAGGGCCACACAUCAUCUAGCUAGUUCAGCCUUGCUGUCUCCUUUGAAUGAAUGAAGUGCACCUUGCAUUCAUGGGAGUUUGUGUUUUCUAGGUACCUUCUAUUUUGUGAUAUCAGACAGAAUAUAAAUAUAAUCUCUUCCCGUAUCCCUCAAUUUCUUCAAUCCAUCCCUCUCUAUUUUAUUCUCUCUCUCUUUUAUCCCCCCCCCCCCCUCUCCCAGCUCCUGAGGCUCUGAUGCAGGCUCUAGAGGACCUAGACUACCUGGCAGCGCUGGAUGAUGAUGGGAACCUGUCUGAAGUGGGCAUCAUUAUGUCAGAGCUGCCCCUGGAGCCUUCGCUGGCCAAGGCCCUCAUCGCUGCCUGCGAGUUUGACUGUGUCAACGAGCUGCUCACCAUCGCCGCCAUGCUCACAGGUACACACGGCAGACUCUCUCACACACACACUACACUCGCUACAAUGACCAAGGUGCUAAUUACUGGCUGUAAAAUGUGCCUUUACUCAUAGCUUCCCUUUUUUACGUGCCUUUCAGAAUAUUGUUUUGUUUCUAUAACUUUGACUUUUUGUUUUUUAACAGUCAUUCAUUUAAAUUCUCUACCUGUGCGUGUUCCCAGCUCCCUCCUGCUUUGUGACCCCCCCACCCCAGAGAGAGGAGGCAGCAGCCACUCACAGACGUCCACUGUUGCACAAUGAGGGAGACCACUUCACCCUCAUCAACAUCUACAACGCGUAUAUACAGCGUGAGUCCUAUAUACUACUACACACACACAGCUGCAAUGUACAGGAGGUUUGGUUUAUGCGCACAAACACACACGCACACGAACAUCAACUUAUAGUAAUACACAUAUGGGCACGACAUGCAUUUUACACAGUUCUCCUCCUGAAUAUUAAUCUGUGUGUUUAUCUGAUUGCUCUUUUAGACAAUGAGGAUGAUGCCUGGUGUACUACCAACUUCCUGAACCCCGCUGCAUUACGAUUGGCUGUGAUGAUUAGGGCGGAGCUGCUGGAGGUGAUGCAGCGAAUAGAGUUGCCCGUCUCGCCUCCUGCCUUUGGUUGCCAAGACAACUGCACUAAUAUCAAGCGUGCGCUCAUCUCAGGGUUCUUCCUCAAGGUAAAAGGACUCAUCAGUUCAAUUCUCCAUUGAAGAUUAGUUUGUUCGUUUGUUUAUGUUGUGUAUCUGAAAUAAGACGGGGAAAUAUAUAGACCCUAACCUCUCUCUCCUCCCCCCUAUUUGUCUUUACCUUACUGUCUUUCUCAAUUUUCAUAUUUUCUUCUUACUUUCCAUUCUGGUGUCUCUCUGCCUUCCCCCACUCGGUCUAUCCUGCUCUUUCUAUAUUUGUUUCUCUCUAUCUUGUUGCGUUUCCUCUUCUCCCUUCCCCUGUCUCGUUCUCAGGUGGCUCAUGAUGUGGACGGCUCAGGUAACUACCUCCUGUUGACUCACCGUCACGUGGCUCACCUCCACCCCUUCUCCUCCUAUCUGUGUCGCCGGCCGCGCUCCAACCCCCCCUCCUGGGUGCUCUACCACGAAUUUACCAUCUCCCACGACAACUGUGUCCGCACCGCCUCCGAAGUGCAUCCCCACAUGUGAGUAACCCCACAUUUUUUUUGGUGAACUUUUGUUGUAGAUAGUAAGUAUGUAAUGUACACAGUAACCCUGAACAUCUUUAGGCCAUCUACAUAAUGGCGACUUUGCUUCCUUUUGGAAUACUAGUUCUUUGAUUUGACAGUUCAGUAAACUGUACUAUCUGUCAGAAGAUAGUGGGUGCAUUCCAGGUCGUCAUGCUGCACAGAUGAUCAGAUCGCACAACAACAAGCAUUAAACUUCUCCGGAACCAUGUUAAUAUGGUAUAGAAGUCUUCUGACGUGCACAUGUCAUUACAUUGAGGUAAACUAGGCAUUUAAGGAACAUCAUGGCCCGGUCCUAGAUGACUUUGUAGAGUGGUGUGAGGAAUCACACUUGGUCCUCAAUACUAACAAGACCAAAGAGAUGUGCAUAGACUUCAGGAAGCGUACAACACCUACCUCUGCAACAUCUAUCAGAGGCCAGAAUAUAGAAAUUGUAGAGGAAUAUAAAUAUCUGGGUGUCUUUUUGGACAGUAAGCUUCAGUGGAGUAAAUGUACAGACCAGAUCUACAAAAAGAGCCAACAGAGACUGUACUUUCUAAAAAAGUUGGGUUAUUUUAAUAUAGACUGUACUAUAUUGACUCUGUUUUACAAAUCCUUUAUUGAGAGUAUUUUAACUUUUUGUAUUGUUUGUUGGUUUGGCAAUGCCACUGUCAGUCAGAGAAACAUGCUGAGAAGGAUUAUUACCACAGCAAGUAAGGUACUUGGAGUCAAACAGACAGGCCUGGAUGAGAUCUUUAAGGUCAGGGCCCUCCGUAAGGCUCACAAAAUCAUUUUAGACCCAAGUCACCCCCUGUACCUGGACUUUGAAUUACUCCCCUCUGGGCGUAGGUAUAGGGCACCCCUCAGCAGGAAAAAUAGAACGAGACAAUCAUUUGUGCCAGGUGUGAUAUCCCUCUUAAAUAGCUCGGGCAAAUGUUCCCAUUGACCCCGUAAGGCCAGCAGGCUAGUCUUUGUUUUAAAUGUUUUAAAUGUUUUAUUUCUUAUUUCUUACUUUUAUUGGUGCGUGACUGUUAUUGAAAGUUGUAUUGUCAAUCUUGUUUUGUAUUUAACGCCACUUUAAAUGUGUACAUGACACUGCAACAAAAUUUCCCCAUGGGGACAAUAAAGUAAGUAAGUAAGUAAGUGCAUUACUUUUAUGGAACCUUUUCCCCUGACUGUUUCCUGUGGGAAGGUUGGUGGAGCUGGCCCCUCAGUACUACCUGGGCAACCUGCCAUCCAGCGAGGGACGGGACCAGCUGAUGGAGCUGAGACAGAGUCUGCUCCCCACAGAGGAGGAACAGGAGAGGGGGCCGGAGGGGACUUACGACACACGUCACAUUGAGGAACACUUAGACAGGACCGCAGAUCCAUGUAAUCAGGACAGCACUGAGCUGUGUGUCAUACAGUGACGGGAACGGAGUUGGUGACCAAAAGCAUAACCAAGGGAGGUGAACCUGAGAGGGAGGACAUGGAUGCACUAUGCACUUUCAAAGUGCUACAAGGAACACACUACAGAACUGUGCUGUACUGUUGCAUGGACAGCUGAUGAGGGAGAGAAUGUACAGUACACUAUCCAGCCAUACACAGCUAUAUGGAAGCAGUUGUUUACAUCGGAGUGAAUAGGGCCCACCUACAGGUGUUAGUGAAAUAUUUCUCAAAUGAGAUUAAAUGCAUUUUUGGCACAUUAAAAUGUUUGAGACUGAACCUGCAGAGUUCCUAUAAAAAACGGAAUACUGGUACGCAAAGUAAUAUACAGUGUAUUCGGAAAGGUUUCAGACCACUUGACUUUUUCCA
Coregonus sp. 'balchen' is the source of this 25497-nucleotide messenger RNA. Lineage: Eukaryota; Metazoa; Chordata; Actinopteri; Salmoniformes; Salmonidae. The record is from the annotation of a GenBank genome assembly.